This is a messenger RNA of Tribolium madens (black flour beetle), 1359 nucleotides long. RefSeq names its product peptidyl-prolyl cis-trans isomerase FKBP8. Gene Ontology annotation, molecular function: protein binding; peptidyl-prolyl cis-trans isomerase activity. The record is from RefSeq and is a predicted model, not a curated record. NCBI's taxonomy places the organism in Eukaryota, Metazoa, Arthropoda, Insecta, Coleoptera, Tenebrionidae. The transcript is spliced from 3 exons. The coding region runs from base 154 to 1272 and encodes 372 amino acids.
CCCUCUUUGUUUUUGAAAAAAUGUCAAACUGAUUUGUAGGUUAGGAACAUCCUCGAAGUGAAUUCGUAAUUCCAGCAAAUCCGUUCAACAAAAUUCCCCCGUGGCCCUUUCCACAGUUUGAAAUUGAGUCUCCGAACCCCCCAAGCGCCGAAAAUGGCCAUCGACAAGGCAGAAACAGCCACAGACAGAGCCUCCCUUGAGCCCCAACCCGAGGAAAAAUCGUCAAAAAGCGACUUCAGCGACGACUUCGCCUCGCCUCCGCCGGAAAAAUCGGACACGGAGCCCGAAUGGCAGGACUUGCUCGGGAGUGGAAGCUUAAUGAAGAAAACCUUGAAGGAGGGCCAGCCCAACACCCGCCCCCAGAGACUCGAGAAAUGCACAAUCAACUACGAGUUGAGUCUCGCAGAUGGGACUUUCAUCGAGAGGAAAGAAAACGAGGAGAUUCAGUUGGGGGACUGCGACGUGGUUCAAGGCCUUGAUGUGGCCAUCGGACUCAUGAAUGUGGGGGAGAAAUGCUCGUUGAAAAUCGAGCCCCGGUUGGCGUUCAGCAGUGUGGGGCUGUCGGGGAAGAUCCCCCCGAAUUCCACCGUGGUCUACGACAUCGAGUUGGUGGCUGUGGGGCCCGAGGAUGAUCCAGAAACACUCUCGGUUUUGGAGAGAAAGUUGCAAGGGAACAAGAAGCGCGAGAGGGGCAACUGGUGGUACGGCCGGGGGGAGAACACCCUCGCCAUCCAGUGCUACCGCCGGGCUUUGGACUACUUGGACGAGGUCGAGGGGGGCUUGGAUGCCCUCAACAAAACCGAAGAAGUCGCAGACUCCACCCUCCAGGAGCUUCUCGAGGACCGCAUCAGUGUUUGCAACAAUAUGGCGGCGGCCCAAAUCAAGUUGGAGUUGUACGACGCCGCCCUCAAUUCCCUCCAAACUGUCUUAAGAUGUCAGCCAAAUAAUGUCAAAGCCUUGUUUAGGAAAGCCAAAGUGCACAAAGCGAAAAAUGAUUUGGUCGCUGCACAGAAGUGUCUCAAAAAAGCUGAUGAAGUCUCGCCGAAUAAUCCAGAUGUUCAGAAGGAAUUGGCGCUGAUUUCGAAACUGAUUCAGAAGCAGAAAGUGACUGAGAGGGAGUUGGCGAAGAGGAUGUUCGGGGAUAAGAAACCGGCGAAAGAGGAGAAGGCCAAAGACUCCAAGCAUAACAUGCUGGUUUGGAGUGCGACGCUGGCAGCAAGUUUCGCGAUAGGGUUGGUAGGAGUGGCCGCCUACAGGCUAAAGUUCGCAUAGUUUUUAUAUUGCCUUUUUGUUAUUUUUGGUUUUAUGAGCUGUUUUUCAUUGUAAAUUGUUGUUUUGUGUAUUAAACUUUUAUUCGAG